UGGAGGAAGAAACUUUUGCUUCUAGGCUUCUCUAUGGGGGUUAUGGUAUCUGUGUGGUUAUUUUUUAGCAUGAAUGCUAGCAUUAUCUCGAGGAGGAAAGAGAAUCUUGCAACUAUGUGUGAUGAGAGAGCACGGAUGUUGCAAGAUCAAUUUAAUGUGAGUAUGAACCAUGUGCAUGCACUGGCCAUAUUAGUGUCUACUUUUCAUCAUGGAAAGAACCCUUCUGCCAUUGAUCAGAAAACAUUUGCGGAGUACACAGCAAGAACAUCAUUUGAGAGACCGCUAAUUAGUGGUGUGGCCUAUGCUCUAAAAGUGCCUCAUUCACAAAGAGAGCAAUUUGAGAAGCAACAUGGAUUGAAAAUAAAGAAAAUGGAGACUGAGGAUCAAUCUCCUGUUCAGGAUGAUUACAUACCUGAGAAGCUUGAUCCUUCACCAGUUCAAGAAGAGUAUGCACCCGUAAUAUUCUCCCAGGAAACUGUGUCUCACAUUGUAUCCAUUGAUAUGAUGUCUGGCAAGGAAGACAGGGAAAACAUAAUGAGGGCUAGAGCAUCAGGGAAGGGGGUCCUAACCUCUCCUUUUAAUCUUCUCAAGUCCAACAACCUAGGCGUGGUUCUCACAUUCGCAGUUUAUAACACCGACCUUCCUCCAAAUGCUACACCAGAAGAGUGUAUUGAAGCUACUGUUGGGUAUCUUGGUGCAUCAUUUGAUGUUCCAUCCUUGGUCGAGAGGCUCCUUCAACAGCUUGCUAGCAAGCAAACAAUCAUUGUUAAUGUCUACGAUACAACAAAUUCUUCUAUGCCUAUUAGGAUGUAUGGCCCUGUAGGCAGUGGUGCUAGUGAGUUGCAUGUUAGUAGUUUGGAUUUCGGGGAUCCCACUCGAAGGCAUGAAAUGCACUGCAGGUUCAAGCAAGAGCCUCCAUGGCCUUGGUCUGCUAUAACUGCUUCUGUAGGGGUUGGAGUGAUUGUUUUGCUUGUCGCGUAUAUAUUUCAUCAAGCUAUUAUCCGAAUUGAACAGGUUGAAGAUGACUACCAUGAAAUGAGGGAGCUUAAAGUUCGAGCAGAAGCUGCUGACGUGGCAAAGUCACAGUUCCUGGCUACUGUCUCCCAUGAAAUCAGAACUCCAAUGAAUGGCGUUUUAGGUAUGUUGCAAAUGCUGAUGGACACGAAUCUCGAUGCAACCCAACAAGAUUUUGCAAUGACAGCUCAGGCUAGUGGAAAAUCUCUAAUAGCUCUAAUAAAUGAGGUACUCGACCAGGCUAAGAUAGAGUCCGGUAGGCUUGAACUAGAGGCUGUUCCUUUUGAUGUUCGUGAUGUCCUUGACAGUGUGCUCUCGAUAUUUUCUGACAAGUCACAGGCUAAGGGCAUAGAGUUAGCUGCAUAUGUUUCCGAGCAUGUACCAGAGGUUCUUAUCGGGGAUCCUAGUCGGUUCAGACAGAUCAUCACAAAUCUUGUUGGAAAUUCUGUGAAGUUCACAGAAAAAGGGCAUAUCUUUGUUUCAGUGCAUCUAGUGAAGGAACUGAAAAGCUCACAUGAAGCUGGCAACACUUUGAGUGGGUAUGAGGUAGUGGACGGAUGUAAGAGCUGGGAGAACUUUCAAACUUUGGAUUUCUCAGGUGAAGGUAGUGAUGCAAUCAACUUGCUGGUGACGAUCGAAGACACUGGUAUUGGAAUACCUCUAGAUGCUCAGAGCCGCAUUUUCAUGCCCUUCAUGCAAGCUGAUAGUUCAACUUCACGGACUCAUGGGGGAACAGGAAUAGGCUUGAGCAUAAGCAAGUGUUUGGUGAACUUGAUGGGUGGGGAAAUGGGGUUUGUUAGUAAGCCUGGGAUUGGUAGCACCUUUUCAUUCACAGCUGUUCUCAUGGAAGGACGGAAGAAUUCAGCAGACCUGAAGAGACAUGACCCUGACCAAGAUGUGUCCGAUUUCCGUAGGAUGAGAGGAUUAGUAGUUGAUGGUAGAGGUAUUCGUGCUGAGGUUACAAAGUAUCAUCUUCAAAGAUUAGGAGUACAAGUGGACAUUGCCAUGGAUGAAGAAUCUGCGAUCUCUUGCAUAUUGGAUGCUUGCAACUCAAGAGCUGAGCAUAUAGACAUGGUGCUAGUUGACAAGGAAGCUUGGGGCAAGCAAUUGGGCAUGGCUUUCCCUCGUCCUUUCAGAGAGCUACAACAAAAUGGGAAAUUGAAGCCUCAAUAUGAUUUCCCAAAGAUGUUUCUACUAGCAACCUCUUUAAAUCCUCUCGAGGUUGAUGAGCUCAAAUCAGCAGGAUAUGUUGAUAGCAUGAUAAAGCCUCUCCGACUAAGUAUGAUGGUCGCUUGUCUAAGAAGGGCUUUUGGUAAAACACCUCGGAAACAAGCUGUGGUACUUCAAAGCCUAUUGAGGGAGAAGCAGAUUCUGGUUGUUGAUGACAAUAUAGUCAAUCGCAAGGUUGCUGCUGGGGCUUUGAAGAAGUAUGGAGCUAUUGUAACAUGUGCAGAAAGUGGGAAGGUCGCUAUUGAAUUGCUCCAGCCCCCUCACAAGUUCGAUGCUUGCUUUAUGGAUGUUCAGAUGCCAGAGAUGGAUGGCUUUGAAGCCACGAGGCAAAUUCGAAGUAUGGAAACCAGAGCAAAUGAUCAUUGGCACAUACCUAUUCUUGCAAUGACUGCAGAUGUGAUUCAAGCAACUCAUGAGGAAUGUCUACGAUGUGGCAUGGAUGGCUACGUCUCAAAACCAUUCGAGGAAGAACAGCUCUAUACUGCUGUAGCCCAUUUCUUUGAGACUGAUAAAAGUUGAUCUACUAUCAUAAGAGUCACUAAUGGAUUGAGCAAGGUCAUUGAAGCUUGGCCUACAAUUCGCGUGGAUCAGAACUUGGACAGAUUCUUCAAGGUAUUCUUGUCAGGUACUAAAUUUCAGAAUCUAUGAAUCAGGUCGGGUAUCAGUCCUAGUUACUACUUAACAGGAACAUUCGUAAAGAUGUCACCAUAUCUAACCUAGGUAGAGCUUACAGUUGAUUCAUUUGCAUGUAUAUAGGUCCGUUGAGAAGUUCUUGUAGAAGUGCAUUUUUUCCACUUGAGAUUUGUCGAGAGAAAUGUAGAUAAAUAUGUUAUUUUUCAAGUUCGCGAUAGUGUAUAAAUUGGCAAUUUGUUGUGUGGUCGUAUGAGAUGCACGCCCAUGCUUGUUCUUGUGAUUGAGGUUUUAGUUGCUCGGAACUUCCUGAGGAUGUUUGUUAGCAAGUGUAAAUAUGGAAAGCACUAUUAUACUGUAUGUCUUCUUUCAAGUAUGCAAGGCGCGGUGUAUAAAUUCUCCUAUGUGUUGUACUGUUAACUGAAAUGGUUUUGAGCUUUAUUCUCUCGCAUGUAUAUCUCAAUGAUUGAAUUUCUCUUCCAACUGGUUAUAAUUGUAAAAGUUAAUGCUAUUUGUUUUUUUUUUU
Asparagus officinalis (garden asparagus) is the source of this 3400-nucleotide messenger RNA. Its product is annotated as probable histidine kinase 5. Gene Ontology annotation, biological process: phosphorylation; phosphorelay signal transduction system. The transcript has 12 exons. The record is from RefSeq and is a predicted model, not a curated record. Gene Ontology annotation, molecular function: phosphorelay sensor kinase activity. Bases 34 to 2763 code for a protein of 909 amino acids. NCBI's taxonomy places the organism in Eukaryota, Viridiplantae, Streptophyta, Magnoliopsida, Asparagales, Asparagaceae.